AUGUCAGACUUAUCUAGCCGCAGUUACAUCCGAUGGGAUGAAAAAGGCGUCGAGGCGAUACCUGCAAACGAAGCAAAGGAUAUUCAAAGUAUUGUCGACAAGAUAAACGAGACGCAGCGACGUUUCUACGAACAGAAUGGGCAUUGUUUUGGAGGGACACAUGCGCGCACGCAAGGGAUUGUGAAAGGAACGCUCUAUGUUUCGGAUAAUCUGCCACUUCAUUUGAAGCAGACAGAGCUCUUUUCUCAAGCCGGGGAGUACCCAGUCAUCUGUCGAUACAGUUCGGAGCCGAGCGACCCCAAGCUUGAUGAUCGCAUUCCACAGCCUCGUGGUUUGGCCAUGAAAGUUUUUAACGUGGAUGGCGAGAUGUUUGAGGCCGGAAGAGAAUUCCCGACCCAGGACAUUGAAUUUAAUAGCACACCAGCCCUCGAUUUAGCUGAUGCCAAAACAACCAAAGAGAUCCUAGAUCUUCGACUCAAGUAUGGUUACAACACAAAGGAGCAAGAUGAGAAGAUCAAUGCCCGAUCAGACAAAAAGCUUCAGCAAGCGCGUAACCAGGUCCAGAACAAACAUUUGGAGUCUACAACGUUUUACUCGCAGACUGCGUAUCGAUUCGGCGACUACGUUGUCAAAUAUAAUUUGGUCCCAUGUAGCGAAGCGCAAAAAGGUCGCAGUGAAGAGACUGUUGACAAACAAGCCGACGGCAUUUUACACGAAUGGCUACAGGACUUUUUCCGUAACAACGAAGCCGAGUACCUGUUUCAAGUGCAGCUGCUGGAAAACCUAGAGGACCAGCCUGUUGAGUAUGGUGGUACUGAAUGGGAUUCGGAAAAGUAUCCUUGGCAGACGGUUGCAAAGCUUGUGCUCCCAAAGCAGGAAAGCUGGAAUGAGGAAAGGAAUAGCUUCUGGGUCGAUCAUCUACGAGUUGACCCAUGGCAUGGCCUUGUCAGUUUCCAGCCACUCGGGAGUCCAAACAGACUUCGACGUAUAUUGUAUCCAGCCAGCAGCGCGUUUCGAAGACAGCUGAAUGGGAAGCAGGAAGUUAACGUCAUUAGCAUCAACGAGAUUCCAGGCUACUAG
Molecule: messenger RNA, 1080 nt
Organism: Fusarium sp. VM40
Lineage: Eukaryota; Fungi; Ascomycota; Sordariomycetes; Hypocreales; Nectriaceae
Source: the annotation of a GenBank genome assembly